This is a messenger RNA of Penicillium pulvis, 2979 nucleotides long. Its product is annotated as hydantoinase/oxoprolinase family protein. The record is from RefSeq and is a predicted model, not a curated record. Gene Ontology annotation, molecular function: 5-oxoprolinase (ATP-hydrolyzing) activity. Gene Ontology annotation, biological process: glutathione metabolic process. The coding region runs from base 1 to 2979 and encodes 992 amino acids. The transcript has 2 exons. NCBI's taxonomy places the organism in Eukaryota, Fungi, Ascomycota, Eurotiomycetes, Eurotiales, Aspergillaceae. Gene Ontology annotation, cellular component: cytosol.
AUGGACCACAAAUUCCGUAUUGGAGUCGACGUAGGAGGAACGAACACCGAUGCCGUUCUCAUAUCCCUUGACCCCAUCUGCGUUAUCGCUUCCCACAAAGCGCCAACGACACCAGAUGUUACAACCGGCAUCACAAAUGCCGUUCGAACAGUCAUCAACGCAUCGAAUAUCUCACUCUCCGCCAUCGGAUGCGUGAUCAUCGGUACAACUCACUUCGUGAACGCCGUUGUCCAACGCGCACCCUCAUUGCGACGCGUGGCAGUCAUCAGACUAUGCGGCGGUUCCGAAGAGGGAUUUGGGCGCGGAAUACCUCCGUUCAUUGACUUUCCUUCAGACCUUCGAGCGUGCAUUGAGUCACCUCAAAUAUUCUUUUGCAAUGGAGGAUAUCAGAUUUCAGGAACGGAGAUCAGCCCUUUGGAUGAAGCAGAGAUUGAGCGUAUAGCCCUCGAACUGGUCAAAAACAAUAUCUCGAAUGUUGUUAUUUCGGGCAUGUAUGCUCCAUUGAACAACUUGCAGGAAAUAAAUGCAAGCGAGGUUCUGUCAGCGGCUAUGGCUAAACAUUGUUCAUCGAAAUCGAAGCCAAGAAUCACACUAUCGCAUAAAGUGUCUGGUCUUGGCUUUCUUGCGCGAGAAAAUGCCGCUAUUUUGAAUGCGACUCUACGACCUUUGGCGGAGAAAACCAUCUAUGGGUUUCAAAAAGCCAUGGAAGAUAUCUUCCAAGGUAAUAGGUAUACGCUUUACUUGACUCAAAACGAUGGAAGUGUUUUGGGCGCAUCGGAGGCAGUGGAGCUGCCCAUUCGAACUUUCAACUCUGGUCCUACCAAUUCAAUCCGCGGUGGAGAGCUUCUUUGGAGGGCUGCAUCAGAGGCUGAAGGGUACAAGAAGGGCGAUCGAAAAGAGCCCCUUGUCGUCAUCGAUAUCGGCGGAACAACAUCCGAUAGCGGACUGUUGCUCCCAAACGGUCUACCUCAGAUGAGCUCUGUUAUGAGUCUAGUCGGUGGUGUCCGCACGAACUUUGCUCUCCCCGCUGUGGAAAGUAUUGGACUUGGGGGUGGUUCGAUCAUCCGGAGCUUGGAAAAUGGAGAUCUCUCUGUUGGGCCUGAGAGCGUGGCCCUGGAACUGCUCGAUAAGGCAAAGUUAUUUGGUGGAGAAUAUCUUACCUCAACCGAUAUUGUCGCUGCUUCUGAGGCCCAUUCGCCCACGGGCAAUAAUCCUUUCGAAGGCAUGGGCCAGCCUGAGCGCCUUGCUGAUGUCACGCCUGAGAUAGUGAGGAAAGCUCAAAUUGCGAUGAGAAAGAAGAUCGAGGAGCUUGUGGAUAGAACUAAGAUUCAAAAGGGCGACGUUGAUGUUUUGAUCGUGGGCGGGGGCGCGCCUAUCAUCCGAACAGAUGAGCCACUGACAGGAGUAAGCAUGGUUCGAACUGUCAAAGGUGGAGAGGUGGCCAAUGCUGUUGGUGCAGCUAUCUCAAGGGUCUCGGGUGUCAUUGACACGGUUGUGGACACAUCGAAUCAAAGUAUCAAGGAGGCUCAAGAUGCAGUGGUCAAGCUCGCUAUCCAGAAGGCCAUUGAGAAUGGAGCGAAGCCGGAGACCAUCCAAGUCGCCGAAAUUACCAUGUUGCCUAUUCAAUACGUGGAUGCUAAAGCUCGGAUUGUUGUUCGAGCAGUGGGGGAGUUGGAUUCUGUGGCCCAAGAAUCAUCAGAAACGCUGAUUGACAUUACAAUCUUCGACGAAGACUCUCAAGCGGCGGAGCUCGAAGAAACAGGUCCAUCAUAUCCAGAGGAAAAGGUGGACUUACAAUCCUACCGUCCCGAAAUUAAGGAUGGCCAAUGGGUAAUUUCCUCGACUGAUCUACAGUUCAUCGCCCAGGGGUGCAAGAUACUUGGAUGUGGCGGCGGUGGUGAUCCAUAUCAGGAAUAUCUCAAAGCAAGGGCAACAAUUCAUCGCCACCCUGGCACAGUCAAAGUUGUUUCAGUUGAUUAUCUCCCCGAUGAAUCACUAGUUGGCUGGACAGGGUGCAUGGGAAGCCCCGAGGUGAGCAUGGAGCGACUGGAGAACAACGAAUGCCUGCAAGCGCAUGACGAACUCAUGCGAGUAACCAGAAGCCCGCCAGUCUCUGGAUUUCUGGCACUGGAGAUUGGCGGCGGAAAUGGAGUCCUAAACCUGGGCGUAUCGGCGCAUUAUGGAGUUCCCUGUCUAGAUGCCGAUAAUAUGGGACGUGCAUAUCCGACAUUCUGGCAGGUCACGCCUAAUGUAUAUGGCUCUCCAAGUGGUGAUGCCUUGGUCCCAGCCACUAUUGCCAGUGGAGAUGGGACGUUUAUCACGAUGACAAAGUCUCGUACUGAUAGGUUGGUUGAUAAGGCUUUGCGGGCUGCUUGUGUAGAAAUGGGAUGUCGUGCUGGGAAAGCUGGACCGCCGAAGCCUGCUCGAAUCGUAAGGGAGCAAGCAGUUACCGGAACUGUCUCUCUCGCUUGGUGGAUUGGGCGUGCCGUGGCUCUAGAGAAGAACAUCAAUGAUAAGGCACAGCGCAUCAUCGACGAGGUUGGAGGCUCUGAGAGUGCCGCCAUCCUUGGCCAAGGCAAGGUUAUAGGUGUUGAGAGGGUGCUCAAGACUGGACAUACCUAUGGCGUCUUAAAUGUUGAUGGGACACUGAGCGAUGGGACCAAGGCUGCCAUUAAAAUUCCGUUUAAAAAUGAGAAUGCUUUUGUGGAAGCAGUCUCGAAUGGCCAGUCGAAGAUAUUGGCAUCAGUGCCCGAUCUGAUUGCUGUCAUUGAUGCUGAGACUGGUGCUGGCCUUGGGACUCCCGAAUAUAAGUAUGGGUUGAAGGUAUUUAUAAUUGCCAUUGCUGCCUCACCACGUUGGACAGACACUAAGAGAGGUAUGGAACUGGGGGGACCUGGGUCAAUGGGGUUUGAUGAGGUUGAGUAUAACCCUAUUGGGAAGUACAGCAUGCCCCGUAGCGUCAUUGAGGUCUUUGGCUGA